AUGGCAGUUCGAGCGAACGAACGAACGAGCGGGACAAUCGGUCGAUCGUCGGUCGGGUCGAACGAAGCAAAAACGAGAGCCUCUAUCCACAGAUCCAUUCAUGCAUCUACCUUAAAUUGCACAUUUCCUUACGUUUUUACCAUCCAUCACUCCAUCCAACUGUACGUCUAUCGAUACCGUGUCCAAUAAACAGUCUUCGUCGAGCGGGAAAAAAUCGGUCGUUUGUUGGCUUGUGCAUCACCAUAGAGCAAGAAUCAAUAGCAGUGAGGACGACAACUUGCAAGCUCAUAUGAGCCAAGUAGGUUUGAGAAACCCAAGGAUUUCCCCCCCCUUCGUAAUGAUUUGUGUUGGUCGAGUUCAUACUCACAUUUUUAAUGCUUUGUUUGGGGUUUACUACACAGAUGUACAAUAUAUUAUCAGCCUAGAUGGGGUUGUAAUAAAAUUACUUGGUGUUGGGACUAAAA
Tuber melanosporum (Perigord truffle) is the source of this 464-nucleotide messenger RNA. RefSeq lists its product as uncharacterized. The record is from RefSeq and is a predicted model, not a curated record. Lineage: Eukaryota; Fungi; Ascomycota; Pezizomycetes; Pezizales; Tuberaceae. The transcript has a single exon. Bases 1 to 189 code for a protein of 62 amino acids.